AUGGAGGCCAUUGCUUUGGUCCGACUGGACUGGGUGGCCCGUGCCCGUGGCUUCCUGGCCGACGAGCAGACCGGGUUCCGGCGGCGCCGGUGCACCGCGGACUCCAUCGCGGAUGUGGUCUCCACGCUGGAAGAGGCCAAGGCCUGCGGUGACGCCGUGCUCCUGGUGCUUAUCGAUAUCAAGGGGGCCUUCGAUGGCCUGCCCCACCCAGUCGUUCAACAGGCCCUGGACCUACUUGGCAUCAACGGGAAUCUGCGGCGGUUCAUCUCGUCGUUCCUGGAGGAACGCACCCUCAGGGUACGAGUGGGCCGAUCGAGGAGCUCCCCUCGGCCGGUGGCAGCGGGCGUCCCACAAGGGUCAGUGGUGAGCCCCUUCCUGUUCAACCUGGCCCUGGCUCGGCUUCCUGCUGCCCUGCCGAUCGACCCAGACUAUCCGGUGAGCGCCUCCAUCUACGCGGACGACAUCGCCCUGUGGGUGCGAAGCUCACCACACAACCACCGCAGCGCACGCUCGGCCCUGCAAAGAGCUCUCGACGCCGCCGCUGCUUACCUGAGCAGCAUUGGCCUUGCCAUCUCGGCAAGGAAGACGGAGGCCAUGCUGCUCCACCCAAGAGCAGCCGCCCGCCGCACACCACCCCGGCUGCACCUGGAAGGCGUCCAGCUGCCCUGGAGCAUUGCAGUGACGUACCUGGGGCUGCGCAUUGAUCACCGACUGUCCUGGCUGCCUGCUGUCAAGAUCCUGCAUGUGCAGGCGCUCCGGGUCCGCAAGGCAGUCUCCCAGCUUCUUGCCCGAGGACAGGGCUGUACCACUGGGUGGGCACUGCGGCUGUACGAUGCAGCAGCUACCUCACGCCUGCGGUACGCCCUCCCACUCGUGGCACUACCACCUGCCCGUCUCAAGAAGCUGGAGCUGCAGCAUCGGGCCGCGAUUAGCAGGGGCUACGCCAUGUUGACCGGCUUCCACCAUGGACCAGACGGCAGUGCCCUGCUCUCCCGACUGCGCUCGCGGCCCCAUUCACAGAUGGGCAGAUUCUGUGGGCUGUACGAGGAGGUGAUCGGGAGGCCUCCAGCGAACAACGCACAGCUGCCUCCUCCGCAGAGACCACCCAUACCCAUCACCACAGAGCUGCCUGGCGUUUCCAAACGGCGCUCCCCGACUUGUGCCCUUCAACAGACGGCUGCCUCCCUCCUGCAUGAGGACCACGGAGGAAACCUGCAGAUCUACGUUGACGGCUCGGUGAUGCCAGACACAGGCUCGUCGACUGCGGCCUGCGUGGUGCCCGCUUUGCGGAAGAGCAAGCAGUGGCGCCUCCCCGACCAUGCGACGUCAACAGCGGCAGAGGUAGCAGGCCUUCACCUGGCUGUGGACUUACUCGCAGAGGAGCUGCCGGUGACCCCAGUGACCAUCUACUGCGACUCCAAGGCGGCACUUCUCAGCCUGCAGAGGCCAGAAAGGGCCAGCCUCGGGGUUUCCCUGCUCUCGACAAGGCUGAUGGCGCUCCAGGAGGCGGGCUGCUCAGUGUCCCUGCACUGGCUUCCAGCCCACCUAGGAAUACCGGGCAACGAGGAAGCAGAUGCACUGGCAAAGCGUACCCACCACUGCGUGGUCCCGCCCAGCCUGGCUGUGUCAGCCAAUGAUUUCACAAGCCACAGGCUUCGGCGCCAUCUGCUGGCCUGCCAUCCGGACAAGCGGACGUCCUUGGGCCGCCCUCCGCGACCACUUCCACAGCGCGGCCUCGCACACAGGGAGACCUCCCUCCUUCUGCGACUGAGGAUUGGCUGCUGUUGGGCGGGUGCUCGCCGCCACCGUCAUGGCCUCAUCGCCUCUCCAGCCUGUGCCUCCUGUGGGGAGCCCGAGACCCUGGAGCACCUCCUGAGUUCCGACGCCUGGGGCUUCCUUCUGCACGGCAGCAAGACAUCCUCUUCCCUGGUCGUAGCGAGCUACCAGCCCUCCUAA
Molecule: messenger RNA, 1956 nt
Organism: Dermacentor andersoni
Lineage: Eukaryota; Metazoa; Arthropoda; Arachnida; Ixodida; Ixodidae
Source: RefSeq, a predicted model, not a curated record